Fusarium venenatum is the source of this 612-nucleotide messenger RNA. RefSeq lists its product as uncharacterized. The record is from RefSeq and is a predicted model, not a curated record. Lineage: Eukaryota; Fungi; Ascomycota; Sordariomycetes; Hypocreales; Nectriaceae.
AUGCCGGGACAUAGCAUCCGAAUGUGUCACAAGCACAGUGUCUGUCGCUGGAUUCGGCAUCAGGUUCCGAGACCACCAAUGACUGCCCAACACAGACACGAAUGGGGGACACAUAACGAUCCACACGGUUGGAUCAUUGGUGUUCUUCCACUCAUUUCAUUCAUGAAUCUCAUCUGGGAAGAGUCUUUUGAAGUCAUUGACGAAAUCACGACUGGCGACACUGAGCUGUCCGAGUUUGUUGAAAUAGACCAAUGGGCUGCUAUCCAUCGCUUUGCGUUUCUUGUCAAGUUUAUUCACAGAAGGGAUCCGCUGCAUGAGAGUCAAGCGUACAAAGCGCUUGCUGAAUGUGACCCUGGAUUCAAGAAACUUGAGAUGGUGAGUUUGAUCUUCAAAGACAUGGAUGGUAUCAAAGGACUACGUGAGUGGAAUGACCUGGAUUAUCUUCACAUCUGGAUCCAGGCUAAUGUUGUUCCACGCUUGAGCCUUGUGCCUACGGUAAUCGCUGAAGAGGCUGCUGAUGUGUUUCUCAACACAAACUACCUUGCUUGUUGGGAGUCACUUGUCUCGGAGAGAGAACCACUCAGCCUUAUCAAGGCCCUUCGCUAUCGAUAG